AUGAGCGCUCCCGCCCAGACACCGUCUUCGGCUAGAGACGAGGCCGUCGAGAUCGUCCUGUCCCUCACUGUUCCGGAGGAUAAGGAGCACGCCGCCAUCAAUGACAUUGUCAGAUUCCGCAAUCAGCUCUGCGACAAGCAUGGUCAUUUCUCGGGCUACAUCACCAGAGAGGGUCAUGGUAAAUAUGACAUCGUGAACACUCCUGCCGCUCGUGUGCCAAACGACGAUGCGCCGAGCGGCCAAGACGCGGAGGAGAUGACGCCGUCAGAGCGACGCAAGGCCGAUUCGUUUGUGCGCCUCCGCGAGCUGCAGUGGAUCAUCGAAAACUUUGUCGAGGAUCCUGACAAGCGUCUCGAGGCUCUAGCCUUGCUGAAGGCCAUUAAGGACUGGAUCGAGAGCAAAGAAGCGGACGACAACGAGGACAACGACGACGAUCAUGUCGAUCACGCUGAUGAUUAG
Messenger RNA from Kalmanozyma brasiliensis GHG001, 459 nucleotides. RefSeq lists its product as uncharacterized. The record is from RefSeq and is a predicted model, not a curated record. The coding region runs from base 1 to 459 and encodes 152 amino acids. The transcript has a single exon. NCBI's taxonomy places the organism in Eukaryota, Fungi, Basidiomycota, Ustilaginomycetes, Ustilaginales.